This is a messenger RNA of Salvia splendens (bonfire salvia), 8797 nucleotides long. Its product is annotated as gibberellin 20 oxidase 1-D-like. The record is from RefSeq and is a predicted model, not a curated record. Bases 7440 to 8573 code for a protein of 377 amino acids. The transcript is spliced from 4 exons. NCBI's taxonomy places the organism in Eukaryota, Viridiplantae, Streptophyta, Magnoliopsida, Lamiales, Lamiaceae.
CCCAUUGUACUUGAAAUCUUGAUUAAUGAUUUUAAAGAUGCUCAUAGAGCCCUAGCUUCAUCAACAAACCUAUGAUCCUUAUGAAUUUGGCACUAAUUAUUGUUCUCUCUAUGAGUUGAUGUCACUUUCAUUUUCUUUUAACAAAUUGGUUUUGAAUGCAGAAAAUAUCUAUAGUUUUUUGUCGUGGCAUUUAAUGGGCAAACGAUGACCAGGAUCAGUUGGCCACAGUCAUUUGAGGUUGACAGCACUUGUAACUUAUGAACAGUGGCAAGUUAACUCACGGACGGUAUGGAGCUAAAACGUGCUGUCUUACCUUUUUUGAUGGAGCCUUGGCACUUAUUCAGCAUGAUUGGAUUUUAAGAAGGUAAAUUUCUAAUCUAUCAGUGAUCUAGUUCUUCUUGCAUUCGUUACUUGGUAAACCACUCUGGAGGAGGUGGGGGGCUGUCAUUGAAAGUACUCAUAUUCCGAACAAUGCACAUGGACUUAGCGCAUAACGUCCUGACACUAUACAGACAUGAGAGGCCAUAAACUACGACUAUAUUGCACAUGAAUCGAAGCUUGGGGUGGUGGGUUCAUGAACUAAUGUAAAUGAUUAUAUUGCACUUGAGUCGAAAACCACCAGAAACAAACUUCAAUCGUAGACAGAGUGAACUAAGCUUUGAAAACCUCUACCCACUGUCUACCAACAUGCCAUUUUAGUUCUUUCAUACUAGAGUCAGUUUUUAGUUAAAAGUGUGCUGGAUUCAAGUUGAGGUAGGAACUCAAUUUUAUUGACUAUAUUGCACGUUAUAGGACCCAAAAUGAUACUAGCUUUGAAUUAAAUUCAGAAACUAAUAAAAUUUGUUGAUCUGAUGGUACUUAAUCCAAUAAGCAGCCACUAGCCAGCAGCUUCACGUGUUAGUGGGAAACCUUGUUUAUAUUAUGCAGACAAAACCCCUUUUGCUUUCACCAAACAGUUUACCUUAACAGCCACAGACUUUUGAAACCACUUUACCAUCAGCCCCAGACCAAGAUCAAGUGCAGAUUGUGCUUGCUCCCCAUUCCGCAAUAACAUCAAAAAUCAUUUCAUCACGAACCCCACCAAAUAAAUCAUGGCAAUACAUACAUCUUCUGUGAUAAGCAAAUGGAUCGAAUCUAAUGAUAUGUGCUUUUUUUGUCUAUACCUGAGAAAUACUGUAGUGGAUCCAUGAUCUACGCAGUAUAUCUUUGUUCAUUAUAGGAGAGGCUAAUCUUGUGGUCUUUGAAAUUUACUUGUGAUGGUCUAGGCUAUAGAUAAAAAUUGGCAGUAUUAAGCAAAUCAUGUAGAAUUUGUGUAUUGUUCUCUUGUGUUGAGUUGAGAUCCAAAUAAAUAGCUGUUUGUUGAUGGUUUCGUGGGAUCUUAAGAAAUUAUGUCCCACCUUCAAUUUUGUCUGCAUGAAAUACAGUGCCAUUCCUCCACCAUGUUAGUUGCUUUACCAGUGGACCUCUCUCUCCCCACAUCACCUUAUCUUUCUAUUCCUGGCAAAGGUAUCCCAGGUAAUUCUGUUGGCUCGGCUCGGUCAUAUUGAAUUAGCAUAUAACAUAUGAAGCUGGAAUAAUACAUACUAUUUUGGUUUUUUACCUCUUUCUCCCAAGGGUUCGCCCGUCGCCAUAUAUGUUCUCUCACUGCAUAUAAAGUUUACCAUAGCCUGUUAAAUUAAGUGUCCAUCCUUGUAUGUUUGCUGUUCUUUAGCAAAAGGUUGGGUUGGGUCAUAAUUGGACAAGGUUUAAGAUUUACGAGGAAUAGUUUCCAUGUGUUGCUAUAUUUAGGUGAUCUAAUAAAUAUAUAGAAAUAAUAUAGGUUAACAUUUGAUUUGACUAAAUAAUUUUCAAACUUGGAUCACGUAUUGUAUACUCAAUUUAUAUUCCGCACAUGGUUAGCGCCUUUGGUUGUACAGUUUUCUGUGACUCUCACUGUUUUUGUGUAAUGCAGUAAUAAAUAAUCAUGUUUAGUAGUAUCACUUUUAAUACAUAGGACCAUUUUUCUACAGUAUACCAAUAGGUUAAAAUUGUUGAAAGGUGAAAUAGAACUUGGAAUUGAUUUGAAGCUGCGCAAUUAUACAUCUAUCUGCUUUUUCUUUGUUUGGCCAGAAUAAUAAAAGAGAAGGAGUACCUAAGUUUGAUUACUUUCAUAAAAAUUAGAAAGGAGACAAAAUUAGUAGGGCCUUAUGAUUCCGCAUCAGUUUGCUGCUUAUAGAAUAUUUUCAUAUCUUUGGUAAGGCAUUCAAUCCGCUACUAUAAUAUGCAUGCUUAUGCUAGCUCGAUAUGUGGUCGCAAUCAAUCGACUUCUAUGUUAAUAAAAUAGUGAUGCAAAAGCCUAGUUUUGACACACUAUUUGGUUGUCCUGAUAAUAGAGUUUCGAAUGAUAAAAAUUGUAGAUAAUAGUACUAUUUAUGGAAUUUCUAUUGUUACUUAGUUUUAUCAUACAUUUACACUUUAUGUUUUCAUAAAUAUACACUACUAUAAUUCAAUGCCACUUCACUUCAUCAUCAAGUAUUAAUGUAUGACCCAUGCGUUCUUGUGUUAUCAUAAUUCACUUUAUUUACAUACACUUAAAUUUUGCCCCUUUUUAGUUUAUUUGUAUACACUAUAAAUACUUGGAUUCAAUAAUAGAGCAGAAAAUAAGAAAUUUAAAGUGGUGGGCCCAAUCAAUUGCAUUAGACUAGUUGUAGAUUCCUUAUUAAUUUUUGAAAGGAAGGUAUCUCUCAUGUUUAACUUUUUUUCCAACGUGGUUUUAUUAAUCAAUAAAACUAUCCAAUUAUAUUAUACUAACAUAAACUUAUUUUAAUAAAUAUUGUAAUAGUUUUAAUUAUUAAAUAUUAUUCAACUGUUUCCAUCUAUAUUUUAUCAAUAGUUUAAAACCUAAAUUUAUAAGUACAACAUACAAAUCUAAAAGAUAAUAAUCUUGUUUGAAUAGUUAUAAUGUGAGUUUGAGUUACAUCACUCUUUAUAAAUUGCCAUCAAAUAUAGUAGUACUAGUUGACAACAUAAAUAGACAGAAUUAACAUAUGUAUACACAUAUUUGACAAUAGAAAUAUGACAGAAUUAACAUCUCUAUACAAAUAUUUGACAAUAGGACUAUAACAGAAUUAACAUAUGCGUACACAUUCAAGUAUAUCUUGGUUCACCGUUAUAACUUGUCAUAAGUUUGAUAUAUUUAUGCUAAGUAGUCUCAUAAAUUGCGUGCAAAAUCAAUUUGCAAUUUGCUUAUGGUGUAAAUAUAACGUGUGUGUAUACAUAUGUGGGUAUUGACUAAAAUAGAAUUCAUUUCAAAAUACUACUUAGGGUCAUUUAUAGCAAUAGAUAGUGAAUACAGUGGAUUUAUUUGUUGAAUGGAUUUGCAGUCUAAGGGUUGAGUCUUAUAAGGAGCGAAUUUUGGAUUGUAUUUUCACAAAAUAUUCAUACAUAUUUCACUUGGAAAUUAUGAUUUGUAAUUGUAGUCUAAUCCUUCUAUACAUUUAGGGACUGUUCGGUUUGCAAGAUUGUAUCUCAUAAUUAAAUAUGUAGUGUGUUUGGUUCAUGAGAAUGAGAUUAAAUCCCGCAACUAAAUCUUAUAUGGAUAAUCAUGUGAUAAUUAUUCAUUACCAACCUCCUCUAAUCAAAAUAAACUCACAAUUUAAUUCUAGAUUAUAUCUUGCUAUUUUAUCUAGCAAACCGAAUAUCACCUUACUUUAUUCUAAAUUUUAACAGAUCUUUUCAUUUCUCUAAUUCGAAUAGCUUCGGCAAACAUCGCUCUCCUAUACAUUUUUCUUACAUAUAAGAGGCAUCUAUACCUUGAAAGUACUAUGCCUUAAUGCCUCCCCAUUUGGAUGACUUGAGGAAUCAUAUGGUAAUCAAAAUUGAAGAAUAAUGAUUAUACUAUAUAUAAAUCAAAUGAGGGGCAUCAAUUUCCAUUUUAUGUGGUAACAGCUGGGCUGCUUUAUCAGUUGAUUUGAUACAUUUGUUCAUUACUUCUGGAGGUGUUUAUGAAUUAUAGUCAUGGUGUCAAGUCAAGUUUGUGAAUUACUUUAUGUUAUAAUUCAGUUUAACAUAAAUAAAAUGAAAUGGCUUAGUUUUAACAUAUUAAAACACGGAUUCAAAUUUAAUUUUUAUUUCAAAAAUCGUUGGUUAAUAUGCGUUUUAUACGAAUAAUUAUUGAUAGAUCUAUAUGGGCCGGGUAACCCCACCAACUUGUAUAUGGUCUUACAACCUUUUUAUAUAUCUGGUUUGACAAUCAAUCAAAUCUAGCACGAAGAUAUGUUUUAAUUUUUAAGGGUAGCACUUAGAUACGUUUGGCGAUUAUCAAUCACUUUUACUAUUUUUCGCACUUAAACGUCUAUUUGAUUGUGAAGCUGAGCUGAAAAGUUGGUGUUGACUUGAAAUAACCCAAGUAUAACUAUAAGACAUAGAUUAGAUAUACUUAUGGUUAUAGGUCAUUUUAGGUAUUAUAAAAGAUAAAUUUAUAUAAUUGAACUCUUCAUUUAUUUUGCAUUUAAUAUCAGUUGUUCAACAUUACUUUAAAAUGCAGUAUAUAAUUCCAUAUCAUAUAGGAAAUUGUAAUCUCGAGAUUUGUUUCCCCAAAAGGAUAGGUAAUUGAGUUUUUCCUACUCUAACUGUAAUUCAUAGUUAAUACGAAUGGAAAUAAUUAAAAUACUUACUAUCUUAUUAAUAAACAUAUUUCAAAAUUAAUAUGAGCAAAUUAGGAUUGAAAUAAUAAAAUCAAUUGAAAUGAAAUCGUUCCGAUUCCAUUCAAAAUUUUAAAUAUUAGUAGUAGAUAUAUAAUUAAAAUUUAUACUAGUAUAAAUUUAUCACUUCUUCAGUUAUAAUGUGUAUGGCUGUAAGUAGACAUGAUCACGUGGGUAAGGGUGGGUUUAUUCAAAUGAUCAAUUAAGCGCACUGCUGGUGUUGAGAUAAUAAUAGUAGUUAAAAGUGAACUGAAUUGAGAUGUGGAUAUAAGUUUUUGUUUGUCAUGCAUGGGACACUAGAUAUUCAUUUACAGUUGUCUCAAUAUAGUUGGAGCAGAAAAUUAUAUAGAAAAGGAUGUUUUAUAGUAUACUAAUAUUUCUUACUAAGUAGCUUAGAGCAUCCACAAUGGGGCGCCCUAUGCUCCGCUACAUUAUCAUUCUAUCCUCCUGCCCUUCCACAUGCAAUGGGACGCCCUAAAGUCUAUCCUAUAAUUUAAACUACUAUUUUGUAUUUGUUUUUUUAUUUUUUAUGUUUGCAAAUAUAUCAAUUAGCAAGAAUAAAUAUAAAAACACCACAAAUAAAGGCAAAUCCUAUUGUCAGUAUUUAUUUUUUAUUUUUUAUAUUUUAUGCUUGCAAAUAUGGAAAAUCGUCAGAAUUCAUUAUUGAAUUUAGAGAGAAAUUGAGAUGGGGAAGAGAGUGGAGUGAAAGGUAUGAAAUGAAGUAAAAAACUUGGUGAUAUAUAUAGAAGAAAAUAAAAAAAAAUAAAAAAGUGAAAAUGUGUGCAUCGUCCGGACUAUCCUCCUUACCCUGAAUGGGACGGAGGAUAGGCCGGAGGAUGUAAAAAAUGGUUCAUCGUCCGCGGAUUAUGCAUAGGGCGCGUUGGAAGGAAAUGACAUAGGGCGUGGAGCUGCAGUGGACGCCCUAAGGCGCACCCGAUGCAUCGGGCGGGCUUUAGGGCGCCCACUGCGGAUGCUCUUAGUAUACUAUUAUUAUGAGAAUGUGAUUAUACAGUACACCCAAGUCUUAGGUAGCAUUACCUAUAUCAUCUUCAAUUGAUCUUGAUUUAAUAAUUGAGAUUUUUUGCGUUAUUUUAACUUUGAAAUUGUUGUUUUAAUGUUAAGAACGAUAAGAUAUACGGCUUGAUGCAAAACAAAAAAUAUGCUAUGGUUGAACAUAAAUAUGUAUAUAUUGUUGGCACAAACAUAGAUUAUAUCGAGCACAACUUUGCAAAAAAUAAAUUCAACAUAUUUUCAUGGCUAGUCUGGCUGGAUGUGAAUGAGUAUGAGAGUUAGAUAUCUAUAAAUAGGGGUAGGAUUGAAGCUGAAACAAAGAGAUAUAGUAUUAAAAAGUUAGAUGCAUAAUUUGUUCGAAAAUCAAUUUUGACUAUCCAUCAAUCAAGAUCCACAUAUUGAUUAGUCCUUAUUAAUAUAAUCAGGAUAUUUGAAGUAAAUUUCAAAGUGACACUAUAGGCUUAGAAAUAAGCUACCAAUUCAAAUUCUCGACGGCAUAUAGAAAUAUUUGGUAUUUUGAUGCGGAGAUUAUAGUAUGGGAAUUAUUUCGGGAAGAGCGAGUCAUUAGAUUUUUGUCCGAUCAAGCACAAUUCCCCCACCCCCACCCAUUUUUAAGAGGAUCAACAAUGGGUACCUCAUCUACCCCGUGAGAUCACACACAAUCGACCUAGGGCGUUGUGCUCAGUGCGCAACGCCCUGCACUCAUGUGGUGUGCUUAUUGACACACUUGCUCAUUGUCAUGCCUGAUAAACAUGGCAUGGUGCAACUCACCCAACUCGUUCCACAUGUCUUCGGCCCGAUGCCCACGCACAUCGUCCCCUCUUCUUCUUGUCCACCUUCAUAGAAUCAUAUCUGACUGAGUCACUCAGGACUAGGACAUGUUGACAUAUCACACACAUCUGGAGUUAUUUGAUUUCUCAAUUUAUUAGUUAGAAGAGAAAUAUUAUAGUAAAAUUUAAGCUGUAAUUAGUGUUGGACAUAAGGUCUCAAAUUAAUUUGCAUGGUGUGCGUUCUUGCAAAAUAGUAGUACUACUAUAAGUUACUAGUUCCAAACAUACUGAAAAUAGAAACAAACACCAUGAAUAGAUUUAUUAGCCUUGUUUUAUCAUUCUGCUAAUACUGCUGGGUCCAAGCACGUGUUCCUCCAUUGUUAUUACCACACAUUCAAAUAAUACUUUUUGUUGUUUCUUCUACGGACAAUAUUAGAAGGUCAGGCGACUGUUACUAUCAAGAUUCCUUCCUUUUUUUUUAUUAAUUAUUGUUUUUUUGUUUUAUUAUUAUUUUAACUAUAUCAAAAUACCACAAUUCAUGCAUAAAAAGGAAGUACAUUUAAAUUAUUUCGAAUUCAUACAAAAUCUUUUCCGUUCAAUCCGUGCAUGCUCCCAAACCUCUCUCUCCUAACACUUUCUCCAAACACUCUACUCCCUCCAUUCUUCGAUAGGAGAGUCAUAUUCUUUUUGGGAUGUUCUCCUAGCUGAGUCAUUUCUUUUGAAGCAAAUACCACAAUUUGCUUAAAUCUUGGUCUAAAAAAAUGCUUCUUAUACAGAGAAAUGAAGAGAGUAGUAAAACUAUAGUAGAGCAACUAGACACACGCACACAAAUAGAAGACCAACGCUCCAUCCUCCCUAUAUAUACUUGUAUAAACCUACACUUGUUCCCAUGUAAAGUUGCAUACCUUUUUCCUUCCAUUCAAUCCUCCUCUUCUCAUUCUACACCAAGAAUAAAAAAACUAAAACACAUAGGAAUAUGACUAUCCCUUGCAUGAUCAAGAACCAAACCUCCAUCUCCCACAACAAAAACAAUUUAACCUUGGACGAUCUAGUCUCUCCACAUCAAUCCCACAUACCACCGCAGUUCAUAUGGCCGGACCACGAGAAGCCAUCACCCGACCCACCGCAGCUCCACGCACCGGUGGUCGACAUAGGCGGCUUCCUGGCCGGUGACUCUGCCGCUUCCACAGAAGCGGCAGAGCUCAUUGGCCAGGCAUGCGCGAAGCACGGCUUCUUCCUAGUGGUGAACCAUGGCGUGGACGCGGGGCUCAUCGCGGACGCCCACGGUGUCAUGGGCGAGUUCUUCGAGCGGCCGUUUGAAGAGAAGAUUAGGGCUGAGAGGAAGAGGGGUGAGCACUGUGGCUAUGCGAGUAGCUUCAUUGGGAGAUUCUCUUCGAAGCUGCCAUGGAAGGAGACUCUCUCGUUUGAGUAUUCUUCUUCUCGAAAGGGCUCUUCCAGUAGUGUUGAACACUACUUUCGCACCACUGUGGGUCAAGAUUUUGCACACUUGGGGAGUAUUUACCAAGAGUAUUGCCGCGCGAUGAGCGUACUCUCGAUGGGGAUCAUGGAACUCCUAGCCGUAAGCCUAGGUGUGCCACGUGCCCACUUCAAGGAGUUCUUCAAUGACAACGAAUCAAUAAUGAGACUGAACUAUUACCCGCCGUGUCAGAAGCCAGACCUAACCCUAGGAACGGGGCCGCACUGCGACCCGACUUCACUGACCAUCCUUCACCAAGACAAUGUCGAUGGGCUCCAAGUGUUCGUUGACGAUGAAUGGCGAGCCAUCUCUCCCAACCCCAAUGCCUUUGUGGUCAACAUUGGUGACACAUUCAUGGCACUAUCAAAUGGGAGAUACAAGAGCUGUUUGCACAGGGCAGUGGUGAACAGCAUGUGUCCUAGGAAAUCUCUUGCAUUCUUUCUAUGUCCGAAAACGGAUAAGAUUGUGAAGCCUCCAUCUGAAUUAGUGGACUCUGAUUAUCCAAGAAUAUAUCCAGAUUUCACAUGGCCAACCCUACUUGAAUUCACUCAAAAACAUUAUAGGGCUGACAUGAAUACCCUCCAAUCUUUCUCCAACUGGCUUCAGAAUCAACAUCAAACAACUCAAAAAUAGUUAGUUGCAGUUGUUCAAUUUGUUGCAAAAUUGUGUACUUUCUUGAAAAUAUAUUGGCGUUUCGAAAUAUGGUAGGUGCUAGAAAUCAAGCACACCGUGCAAUGAAUUAUCUCUGCAUUAUCUUUCAUGUAGAGGAAAUUUUGUAAGCUACAAGUAUAAUAAUUUGUAACAUUUUGUUCAUGACUUGGCAAGGACCAAAAUAUAUGGACUCGAAGUUAUGUGUU